Molecule: messenger RNA, 1003 nt
Organism: Cebus imitator (Panamanian white-faced capuchin)
Lineage: Eukaryota; Metazoa; Chordata; Mammalia; Primates; Cebidae
Exons: 2
Coding region: 63-968 (301 amino acids)
Source: RefSeq, a predicted model, not a curated record
CUGCCCCCAACCCAGCUCGUUACCCCAGGGGUGAGCCCCGCCGUGUCUGUGGCCCUCUCUUAAUGCCACGGCAGCCUCUCUUCCUGGGCUGGCCAGAGGGCCCCUCACUGGCCCGACUGGAGGCUGGGUGGUCGGCCCUGCCCCCAACAUUCUGGCUCCACUGGGAGGGACAGUCUGGAGGGCCCCAGACAUGCUGCCCACCCCCCACCGACAGUGCAAUGCCUGGUGGUGUCUGCCCUUCAGUUACUGGUUGGUCUUCUUCCCAAAGCAAGCACCUGGGUGUGCUCCAGGCCUCCUGCUCUAGCAGUUUGCCUCUGCACGUGCACACUUCUGCACACCCCCGCACACUUCUGCACACCCUUGCACACUCCCGCACACACCUGCACACCAUCCCUCUCCCCAUACAAGCCAGGACACUGCCUUUGCUGCUGUCUGUCUCUUGCAUAAGCCUCGGUCCUGGCCCUUUCACCUCCUUUCCACCAACUCUCUCUGCCCCCAAAAGUGUCAAGGGGCCCGAGGAACCUCGAAGCUGUUCUCUGCUUUUCCAUUCUGGGUGUUUUCAGAAAGAUGAAGAAAACAUGUCUGUGAACUUGAUGUUCCUGGGAUGUUUAAUCAAGAGAGACAAAAUUGCUGAGGAGCUCAGGGCUGGAUUGGCAGGUGUGGGCUCCCACGCCCUCCUCCCUCCACUAAGGCUUCCGGCUGAGCUGUGCCAGCUGCUUCUGCCCACCCCGCCUUUGGGCUCACGCUGGCCCUGGCGGCCAAGCCUGCCCCGGCCACUCCAUCUGCUAGCCAGGACCUCUGGGGGUUGUGGGAGGACGGGGCCCAGUCAGGCCCGAGGGUCCCAAGGUGUGAAGGGGUGUCCAGAGGAGGUGCCUGGGCAGGGGCUGCUCCGCCACAUCCCCUGCGCCUGUGCCAUGCGCUCUGCAUGCUCUCUGCCUGUGCCCGCUGCACUGCCCUGCAAACCGUGAGGUCACAAUAAAGUGUAUUUUUUUAUUGGUGCUGA